Messenger RNA from Neltuma alba, 2539 nucleotides. RefSeq names its product G-type lectin S-receptor-like serine/threonine-protein kinase LECRK2. The record is from RefSeq and is a predicted model, not a curated record. Gene Ontology annotation, biological process: protein phosphorylation. Bases 1 to 2373 code for a protein of 790 amino acids. Lineage: Eukaryota; Viridiplantae; Streptophyta; Magnoliopsida; Fabales; Fabaceae. Gene Ontology annotation, molecular function: protein serine/threonine kinase activity; ATP binding. The transcript is spliced from 4 exons.
AUGGAGGCCAUGGAUUGGGGGAGAGAGUUGCAAAGGGUCUCUUUCGUCAAUCGCACAUGUGUCUUCUUUGGUCAGCGUAGUUGCUGGCUGCAAUCACUCUGUAAACAAAAAUACAAACUUUUCUUCGCUUGGAUUUUUCCCUGGAAGGUUCUUCUCCAUGGCCUUAUUUAUCUGCUUCACUCUGCAUCAAAGCUGACUGUCUCUCAAGCUUCCAAGAACAUAUCCUUGGGCAGUUCACUGACUGCAGUUGAAAAUGGCUCCUUCUGGUCUUCACCAUCUGGUGAUUUUGCAUUUGGCUUCCGGAAAAUUGAGAAAGAUGGGUUCCUACUAGCCAUCUGGUUCAACAAAAUACCAGAAAAAACUAUUGUCUGGUCAGCCAAUGGACAAAAUCUUGCUCCAAAGGGUUCCAGAGUUGAGCUCACUUCAGAUGGUUCUUUCCAGCUCAUUGAUCCCAUUACUAAGGAAAUUUGGAGUGUUAGCACUAGAGUUGAAGUUUCUUAUGCUGCUAUGCUUGAUACUGGUAACUUUGCGUUGUUUACUGAAACAUCUGAAAAUUUGUGGCAAAGCUUUGACCAUCCCACCGACACAAUUUUACCAGGACAGGUUUUGCAUCAACCUGCUCAACUUGUUUCACACUUAUUGCCAAAUAAUCAUUCAAAGGGGAGAUUUCUGUUUGCACUACAAUAUGAUGGGGAUUUUGUGCUUUACGCAACUGAUUUCCCAACUGAUUCUGUAAAUUCUGCUUAUUGGAGUACCCGAGUUUUUGGCAGAGACAUCUCAGUGGGUAGUAACUCCAGUACAAGAAAUUUGCCUAUGGCCUGGUCAAUUCUAUCUGUGAUGCCUGCAAAUAUUUGUAACGGAAUUAAUGGACGAAUAGGAGGUGGAGCUUGUGGAUUCAACAGCUACUGCAACUUUAAUGGUACGAAUAAAAGUUGUCAUUGUCCAAUUGGUUAUAGCAUUAUUGAUCCAAAUGAUGUGAUGAAAGGAUGCAAACAAAACUUUGUUCUACAAAGUUGUGAUGAAACUUCUUCUGAAGCACACCUUUUUGAUUUCAUUGAGAUGCCUCAUAUCGAUUGGUCAAAUUGUGACUACGAAUACUUCAAACCAGUAAGUGAAGAUUGGUGUAGACAAGCUUGUUUAGAGGAUUGCCUUUGUGUGGCUGCUUCUUUCAACGAUGGGGCAUGUUCCAAGAAGAACCUACCUCUCUUUAAUGGAAGGUUUGAUUCAUCAUUCCCAGGGAAAUCUCUAGUCAAAAUAAGAAAAGAUAAUUCCUCUACUCUGGUUCGUGGAGAUAUUAAUCCAAAGAAUGGCAAAUCAAAGUUAUUUGUUAUUGGCUUGAUACUUUUAGGCAGUUCAGUAUUCUUGAUCUUGCUCCUGGUGGUGGCAGUUUGUGGGGUUUUAUAUUGGUUUUGCUGUACUAAUCAAAAGGUUCCCAAAACAAGUCGAUUUGUGUCAAACAUGACUCUUAGAAGUUUCACUUACGAAGAGUUAAUGGAAGGAACAAAUGGGUUCACAGAAGAAUUGGGCCGUGGUGCAUUUUCUACUGUUUACAAAGGUGUUUUGCCAGACAUUCCAGGAAACCUUGUUGCUGUUAAAAAACUCAAAAUGGUGAAUGAAAGUGAGAAGGAAUUUGAAGCAGAAGUCAGCGCAAUUGGUCAAACACAUCAUAGGAAUCUGAUGCAACUUUUGGGAUUUUGCAAUGAAGGUGAGCACAGGCUGCUUGUCUAUGAAUUCAUGAGUAAGGGAACUUUGGCAAGUUUUCUUUUUGAAGGCAAAAGGCCAAGCUGGUAUCAAAGGGUGCAAAUUGCAAUAGGAACAGCUAAAGGACUCUUGUACUUGCAUGAAGAGUGCAAAUCUCAGAUUAUACAUUGUGAUAUCAAACCUCAAAAUGUAUUGCUUGAUGACUCUUACACGGCUAAAAUUUCAGAUCUCGGUUUGGCAAAGCUUUUAAAGAUUGACCAGACUGUAACUACAACGGCAAUUAGGGGAACUAAAGGGUAUGUUGCGGCUGAGUGGUUCAAAAACAAGCCGAUUACCAUGAAGGUGGAUGUUUAUAGCUUUGGAGUUCUAUUAGUAGAACUCAUUUGUUGCAGAAAGAGCUUUGAUGUGAAUGUUGAAGAUGAGAAUAAGAUGGUGCUAAUAGAUUGGGCAUAUGAUUGCUUUCACCACAGGAGAUUGGACCUAUUAGUGGAAGAAGAUAAGGAAGCUCAAAUUGACAUCAGGAGUGUUGAAGAGUAUGUGAAAAUCGGUAUCUGGUGCGUUCAAGAGGAUCCAUCAGCAAGACCCUCGAUGAAGCAAGUUGUACAAAUGCUUGAAGGAUUCAUGGAUGUGCCAAAUCCUCCUAAUCUAGCAUCCUUUGCAAGUGAAUGUUAGGCCUUCCAGCAAAUAAAUAUCAUUUACUUUCUCUAUGUAUCUUUUAGGAGUCCAAGUUCAUCAAUGAUUUAUGCUCUUGGUGCUUGAUAAACUUGGGUAUGUGAGUGACUAUGCAUUGCCCUCUUUGUUAUGAGGAAGAUGAGAAUAAUUAUGAGAGUGUGAACUU